Ipomoea nil (Japanese morning glory) is the source of this 1491-nucleotide messenger RNA. RefSeq lists its product as uncharacterized. NCBI's taxonomy places the organism in Eukaryota, Viridiplantae, Streptophyta, Magnoliopsida, Solanales, Convolvulaceae. The record is from RefSeq and is a predicted model, not a curated record. Bases 1 to 1491 code for a protein of 496 amino acids. The transcript is spliced from 10 exons.
AUGCGAAAAACCCUUCCCAAAUCCAGGUCACUUUACUACCAUUUCAAAUCAGUGUUGGUCUUUCAAGAUGCCUUCCAUGUUCAUUGCUGUCAAAAAAUCAAGCCGGAACACCAGCUCAGGGCAAUCAGGGUGAGAGCAGUACGGGUAUACGAAGUGCCUGAGAAAAGGGGAGAGGGCCAGGCCAGUAAGAGCAUGGAAGUAUUGUUCCAUGAUGAAGGGGGAGACUACAUUCAUGCCAGCAUUAGGAAAAAAGACAUUGUAAAAUAUAGAAAAAUAUUACAAGAAGGGAAAGUUUUUGAAAUCAAAAACUUCAUGGCUUCUACAAAUUACUAUGUCUACAAGAUUACAGAACAUGACUUCCUGAUCAAAUUCAACUAUAGAACACAAGUGAAGGAGAUACAUUCUAAUGGGUUUCCUUUCAAAAUGUUUCGGUUAAAGAGUUUCAUUGCUUUGAAAGAUCCUGCAGAUGUUAAUGACAAGGAACUGAUUGAUGUGAUUGGAAGGGUCAGUGUGAUCUAUAAUCCUGUGGACAAGAUUAUAGGUGGAAAGGCAACCAAACUCAUUGACUUUCAAAUUGAAGACAAUGCUGACAACACCCUGACAUGUACACUUUGGAAUGGACAUGUAUAUUCCCUUAUGCCUUAUUACAAUAGUGAUUCGAAAGAACCACUGAUUGUAGUCAUUCAGUGCUGUCGGGCUAAAGUUAUUAGUGGUGAGUCAAGUAAAAGCAUUAGUGAGUUUAAAAAUGCUUCUGUUAUUGUCACUAACUGCCAUGAUCUUAAGAAGGUUAAAGAGGAUGGGGAAUACUAUGUAGCUGCUGAGAUUUUGGGGUUAGAGUUUGAGGAUGGUUGGUACUAUUUAUCAUGCCUGGCACCGGGAUGUAAUAAGAAACUAAAAGAACAGGAAGGAUCACUGAUUUGUACUAAGUGUCACAAGCCUUGUAUGAUGGGUAUAGUUAGAUAUAAAGUUGUUGUAAUUGCUCUUGACAAAAGUGGAGAUGCUCCACUAUUGCUUUGGGAUAGAGAAGUGGCAAAACUUGUGGGUAUUCCUGCUUCGAUUUUGUAUGCAAAAUACAAGGAGGUUGAUGUUGAAGUGCCACCUGAGUUGGAUGCUAUAGUUGAAAUGAAGAUGCUAUUUAAGAUCAAUUUUAAGCUGGCUCUAAAGAGGGGUCCCAAUUACCCAUUCAAUGUUGUGAGGGUGGUCAGGGAAGAACACUUGCUGAAAACUUAUAUUGACAUGUUUGUGGAGCAUCAAGACCAAGACUUAAUGUCUACGAUGAUUAAGGAGGAAACUAACACUGAUGCAAAUUCUGAAAAAGACUCUAGUGGAGUGGAGGUUAAUAGUCCUGCAUCUGUCCACUCCUCACAAAAGGAAGGAGAUGACAGUGCUGACAACUCUGGAGCUAUUAAAAGGUCACUUUUGGAUGAGUGUUCAUCAUCAAAAAGUAUGAAGAAGUUGAAGGAAUCAGAGAUCAGAAAGGAAAAAAUGUAG